Lingula anatina is the source of this 2135-nucleotide messenger RNA. RefSeq lists its product as uncharacterized. Gene Ontology annotation, molecular function: chitin binding. Gene Ontology annotation, cellular component: extracellular region. The record is from RefSeq and is a predicted model, not a curated record. Lineage: Eukaryota; Metazoa; Brachiopoda; Lingulata; Lingulida; Lingulidae.
GAGGUGUGAUUCCCUUAAUGGAUUACGGUUGGCUCGUCUUAUCAGUAGUAAAAUAUAUCCAUAUAAAGAAGAAAGAGCAAAAUAUGGCUUGUCACCCUUAGAAGGUGAAAGAAUCCGCCUGGGUCUUUUUACUCUAGGGCUUGAGCAGCAGUUCCGUCGUCUAGAUGUACAGAUGAGUGUGGAAGAAAUCCUUUACGCCAUACUUAUCGGAUGUGCCAUAGGCUUGUCAAACAGCCAAGAUGCCACCGUCGGGUGCACGGGGGAAGCCGACAUCGUAUUUCUUGUGCAUUCCUCAAACAGUCUGGGGAACAGUGGAUUUCGACAAGAACUAAAUUUCGUGCAGCAGCUUAUAGUAGGGUUCGAUAUAUCCCCUGAUUUGGUGAGGGUUGGACUGGUGACAUUUUCAUCUUCCUCUGAGCUACGGUUCCCGUUGAACAGAUACCAAGAUGUCCAAGGGCUACUUAAAGCAGUCAAGGCAGUACCUUUCAAGAAAGGCAAUGCAGCAACGCACAUGGCUUUCUUACGAACCAGGGCCCAGGUAUUCCAGCGAGGCUCGGGAGAUAGACGGAACGUCACCAACGUUAUUGUCCUUUUGACGGGUGAGCAAUCCAGAUUUCCAGACAGAACUUUGACGGGCGCUCGCCAACUUAAGAAUGACGGUGCAAUCAUCUAUGCAGUCGGAAUCGGCGAUAAGCUGGAUAAACAGGAACUGUCAGCAAUCGCUUCUGAUAAGGACACACUCUUCACGGUGGACAGUUCAAGCCAGCUACUUGGACUUAGAAACAAACUUUUGGCUGCCAUCUGUACCAGCAAAGAGACACCGGGACUUAGUUUAGCUAUACCAGGGCAAGCUACAGUUGGCCCGGGAACAACAACAGCUUACGUGCCUCCUCUAGCUGUCCAUAUAGAUGAUUUUUGCGGCAAGUGUGUUGUCAAUGGUGGUCCUCUAACAGAAAAUGGAGCCGUUGGAUACAUAUUCGAUCCGUACAGCUGUACAUCAUACUGGAUGUGUGAGAGACGGCCCAACAGGGGCCUGGACGGCUGGAUGUAUACUGUCAUUGUUCGCAACUGUUCCAUUGGAACCGUUUGGGAUCAAGAUAGCCAAGCUUGCAUCCGCUGUGACGAUCCUCAAGCUGUUUGCAAAGGCACCGCACCCAAGCCACCGAUGGGUUCCUCGCAUUGUCCUUUUCCCGACCAUCAGACUGGACUAAGGCCCACAAAAUCUAUGUACACGUGGGGCGAAAGUUGCACCGACUCUGUUGGAAACACCCUUACAUCUGUUGUUGAAGAUGAACAGAUAUAUUACAUAUUACAAUAUCCACGGGCCCCUGUAGGGCCGGUGUCCUGUUUUCCACACAGAUUUAGCCUAAGCCGCUGUGGAUGUGAAGCCCCUGUUUUUAGCUCCAUCAUUUUUCAAUAUGAGGACGAUUAUGCUUCAAUAGGGAAGACCGCGUAUUCUGAGCCAAAUGAUGUUGCCCAUGCUUCACUGUGUGAGAAUACUAUUGAAGUUCCCGAUAUGGCCAGGGUGGGGGAUGGUGCUCUGUGUAUCGAUGAGUUCGGUCAUGUUGAAAUCCCUUAUUUCAAGAACAACCCCCCUGACUAUCCAUUCACCAUUCAUUUCUUCUACUGGCUGGAUGAGGAUGUGAACACAGAGGGAAGGAGUAUUGCACUACUCAACAACGGCAAGUGCGACAUCUUACCGACUGUUGAAAUCUAUUUCGAAGAAGGUGGAGUUGGGGUUUAUAUGGAGACAGAGGACGGAUUUUACGAUAUACCACCACAGUAUGUGGAAGGUGGGGGACAAGGGGCCUGGGUGUGUGUUGCCGUGACAUACGAUGGAGAUUACAUGGCGUUGUAUUUAGAGGGCGAAGAAUCUGAAGCUGUAGAGGCAUCUGGUGAUAUUGUUGCAACAGAAUCCGCCUGGAUUCUAGGAAACAGUUACUAUUAUGAGGACGAGUAUCUGUACGACGAUUAUGACCCAAGUUUCGAAGGACGAUUUGACGAGGUGUCAUUUUAUAACAGAGUACUCUCAGCCGAGGAGAUUGGGGAAUUAUGUUCACAAUAAGGGCCAAGACCAGAGCCCACUUGAGAAUGAUUGACAGCUGACAAGGAUAACUCAUUCCAUCCCAAUUCAC